This is a messenger RNA of Lutzomyia longipalpis, 1277 nucleotides long. Its product is annotated as tRNA N(3)-methylcytidine methyltransferase METTL6. NCBI's taxonomy places the organism in Eukaryota, Metazoa, Arthropoda, Insecta, Diptera, Psychodidae. The record is from RefSeq and is a predicted model, not a curated record. The coding region runs from base 2 to 790 and encodes 262 amino acids. The transcript is spliced from 2 exons.
AAUGAACCAAGAUCCUGGUAAGGAAGCAAUGGGAAAUCGUCAGAAAGUCUCCCAGCAUGGUUUCCGACCUACAUCAGCAUUCCAAUGUGAAAAGCUUGAGCGAGAUUGCCGGAAAAACUGGGACUUGUUCUACAAGAGGAAUAAAACGAAUUUUUUUAAAGACAGAAACUGGACAACAAGAGAAUUUACGGAUUUACUGACAUUGGAUAAUUCUAAAAUCCUCUUAGAAGUUGGUUGUGGAGUUGGGAACUUUAUAUUCCCCCUAAUGGAAGUAUGUGAUGCAAAAUACUUUUAUGCUUGUGACUUUUCUUCGGAAGCUAUAAAGCUCUUACAGGAGAAUCCACAGUACUGCGAGGAGAGAAUUAAAGGAUUUACAUGUGAUAUUACCACAGGAGAACUAUUGGAUACCCUUGAUGAAGAUUCCGUGGAUAUUGUAACAUUGAUCUUUGUCUUGUCGGCAAUUCAUCCAGAAAAAUUCAAGAAUGUCCUGCAAAAUUUAUAUAAAGUGCUAAAACCCGGAGGUGUGCUGCUUUUCAGGGAUUAUGGGAUCAAUGAUAUGGCUCAGUGGCGUUUUAGGGAUUCCAGUAAAAUCUCAGAUAAUUUCUAUGCACGUCAAGAUGGAACUCGGAGUUACUUCUUCUCUGAUAAACAAGUCCAGGAAAUUUGUGAGGGUGCUGGUUUCCGAAUGGAGCAGAAUACCUAUGUGCACCGACAGACAAUUAACGUGAAGGAAAAUGUGGAUGUGAAGCGAACGUUUGUUCAAGGAAUUUUCCGGAAGGAUUCUUCUUAGUACUUGGCUGCCUUAUUCUUCGGGGCAUCAGAGGAUGGUUUAGCUUUUCUUUUUUCAAUAAUAUUUUGAAUUUGCUGCCAUUCCCGAUCCAAUUGGGCCUUUUCACUCUUUUCCGUCUUAUGUUUGCGUGUUUUUCGGCCGUCCUGCAUCUUCACACCGUACUGGAAGGCUGCUUUUGGCAUUGCUUCCUUGGUACUCAUGUAGUCUGAGUACUCUUCUUGAGUGUCAAAGUCCCAUCGUCCAAUUGGACCCUUCUUAUUGCCCAAAUCCAUCUUUGUGUAAUCAACUUCCUCGUCCGAAUCAUCAAUUGCAUCGUUCAUCUCCUGCAGUCCGGGGUAGCAUUCAGCGUAGCCUUCGGGUUCAGCUGUUAGGCGUGAUAUUAAACCUGCAGGGAGCUUUACUGGUGGCUUAGGGACUGAAAGUACAAGAUUUUUUUUAAAAAAAAUUCUCCACAUGAAUUGGUACGAAAUAUACAAUUUACUUACAA